Molecule: messenger RNA, 1011 nt
Organism: Camelina sativa (false flax)
Lineage: Eukaryota; Viridiplantae; Streptophyta; Magnoliopsida; Brassicales; Brassicaceae
Product: large ribosomal subunit protein eL6x
Biological process (GO): cytoplasmic translation; ribosomal large subunit assembly
Cellular component (GO): ribosome; cytosolic large ribosomal subunit
Molecular function (GO): RNA binding; structural constituent of ribosome
Source: RefSeq, a predicted model, not a curated record
UUGACCUAUCCUCUACCUCUUACACUUCCUCCCCAUCCAUUUUCUCGGCCGGAAAGUCUUCUUGAUUCUCUUCGAGGGUUUGCUACAGAGAGUGUAAGAAACCAUGCCGGCGAAGCAGAGGACACCGAAGGUCAACAGGAACCCUGAUCUGAUCAGGGGAGUUGGUAAAUACUCAAGGUCUCAGAUGUACCACAAGAGAGGUCUGUGGGCAAUCAAGGCCAAAAAUGGAGGCGUUUUCCCUCGCCACGACGCUAAGUCUAAGGUUGGUGCUCCAGCGGAGAAGCCACCAAAGUUCUAUCCAGCUGAAGACGUUAAGAAGCCUCUCGCCAACAGGCGCACGCCAAAACCAACCAAGCUCAGGUCCAGCAUCACCCCAGGAACUGUGUUGAUUAUUCUUGCUGGUAGGUUCAAGGGAAAGAGAGUUGUUUUUCUAAAGCAGCUUGCCUCUGGAUUGCUCCUUGUCUCUGGACCAUUCAAGGUCAAUGGUGUUCCUUUGAGACGUGUGAAUCAAGCCUAUGUGAUUGGCACUUCAACGAAGGUGGACAUUUCUGGAGUCACCGUCGACAAAUUUGAUGAUAAGUACUUUGGCAAGGUUGCUGAGAAGAAAAAGACGAAGACAGAAGGAGAGUUCUUCGAGGCUGAUAAAGAGGAGAAGAAGGAGAUUCCACAAGGGAAGAAAGAUGACCAGAAAGCCGUGGAUGCAGCUUUGAUCAAAGCCAUUGAGGCAGUUCCUGAGUUGAAGGCUUACCUUGGAGCAAGGUUUUCGUUGAAACAAGGAAUGAAGCCCCAUGAGCUUGUUUUCUAGAUUUCAUAACCUUUUCUUAAGGUUUCUAUUAGAGUAUCUGUCUCCUCAAGUUUUACACUCCAAAUGGUUGGUUCUGUUCUUGUCCACUGACCAGAGACAUCAAAUUUUGGCUGCUGCUUUGUGGAUUUCUGUUCUACAUAUGGAUAAUUUAUCAAUCUUGUUUUUGACCGUGUGAGAUCUUAAGCAAUGGAAUUCAAUUCAAAUGA